Closterium sp. Naga37s-1 is the source of this 2472-nucleotide messenger RNA. Lineage: Eukaryota; Viridiplantae; Streptophyta; Zygnematophyceae; Desmidiales; Closteriaceae. The record is from the annotation of a GenBank genome assembly.
AUGGAGCCUGAGGGUGCUGCGACUGAGAGUGCUACACCUGGAGGCGCUCUUUCCUCACAGCAGCUACGUGAGUGGUACUUACAGUACUGCAGCCUCAGGAGAGGUGCUGCUGGAGCUCGUGCUCGUGCUUCCCCUCCUAGGCGGGAGCUGCCCUCUCCCCAGCGGCUCCGAGAGUGGUACGCUCGUCGCUGCAGUCUCCGGAGUGGCGCUACUAGUGUCACGGACCCUGCAGCUGGAGGUGCUGCUGGUGCUGGAGCUGCUGGAGGUGCUGCUGCUACUCGAGGUGCUGCUGCUGCUGGAGGUGCUGCGGGUACUGGUGCUGCUGGUGCUGGUCCUACUGGAGCUGCUGGAGCUACUGGAGGCACUGCUGCUACUGGUGGUGCUGCUGGAGGUGCUGCUGGAGUUGCUGGAGGUGCUGCUGCUGCUGGCGGUGCUGCUGGCGCUGCUGGAGGUGCUGCUGGUACUGGUGCUGCUGGUGCUGGUGCUGCUGGAGCUGCUGGAGGUGCUGCUGGAGCUGCUGGAGGUGCUGCUGGUACUGGUGCUGCUGGUGCUAGUACUACUGGAGCUGCUGGAGGUGCUGCUGGUGCUGGAGCUGCUGGAGGCACUACUGCUGCUGGCGGUGCUGCUGGAGCUGCUGGAGCUGCUGGUCCUGGAGGUGCUCGUACUGGAGGUACUGGAGCUGCUGGGACUGGAGCUGCUGAGGGGGUUGGAGCUGGAGUUGCUGAGCGGCCGCGGCCGUACUACGUUCCGCUCCUUCAGCAGGUUCUUGGUCUCCCGCCCUCUACUAGUCCUACUCCUCCCCUACUGAGUCCACCGCCUGUCCAGUCACAGUCACAGUUACAACCUGCCUCUCCGCUGCGUGGUCCUUCUCCUUACACUGCGCCGACGGGUAGUCUUACUGAGCGUCGUGAGCCUGAGUCUCGUCCUCCGUCGCCUGUGUCUCGUCCUCCGUCGCCUGAGUCGCGUCCAGAGUCGCCUGUCCGCGCUGUCCGCGCUGGUCGUCGUGCUCCGCGUGAGCGUCCUCCUCCUGUCCUUGGCACUCACUAUAUGACCCUGCGUCCUUCCACUGCUCCACAGCGCAUCCCUCUGCUGUCUCCUCCUGCGUCCUCUCUUCCUGACGUUGCUGACCCGCCGUCAGACCUUACUCGUGCUGCCAGUCCUACUGUCGCGCGUCUCCUUGCCACUGUUGUCACUGACCCUACCUUUGAGUCCUCUGCUGCGUCUGCUCUAGUCGCUGAGCUUGUUGACUUUGCUGCCGCCUGUCGUCUAGACUACGCCGCUAGCCUUGUUGCUGAGUCUGAGUCUGUCUGUCCUCCGUCCGUCGGGGGUGAGUGUGCUCUUGGCACGGACGUCCUUGAGGACAGACAGGAGGAGUUUGAGUGCUUUGCUGCUGCUUUACCUCAUCUCGUGUCCAUGCUGAUUGCCCCUGAGGGAGACCCGGAUGCACCAGACAUCCCGACCCCACGCUCCUACGCAGAGGCGAUGGAGGGUCUCUACUCCUCUCAGUGGCAGACAGCCAUGGACGCGGAGAUGGCUUCCUGGAAGUCCACAGGCACCUACGUCGACGAGGUUCCCCCACCUGGGGCGAACAUCGUCAGUGGUAUGUGGAUUUUCAGGGUGAAGCGGCCGCCGGGUUCUCCGCCUGUCUUCAAGGCACGUUACGUUGCACGAGGCUUCAGUCAGCGAGAGGGAGUUGACUUCUUCCAGACCUUCUCCCCGACCCCGAAGAUGACCACUCUUCGGGUUCUGCUGCACGUCGCUGCUCAGCGUGACUACGAGCUCCACUGCCUUGACUUCAGCACUGCGUUCCUACAGGGCACCCUGCACGAGGAGAUCUGGCUGCGCCGCCCACCUGGCUUCACUGGGUCGUUCCCUCCUGGUACCCAGUGGAGCCUCCGGCGGCUAGUCUACGGUCUCCGCCAGGCACCCCGUGAGUGGCACGACACACUGAGGACUACUCUUGCUGCUCUUGGGUUUGCUCCUUCUACUGCUGACCCGUCGCUGUUUCUACGCACCGACACCACUCUGCCGCCGUUCUACGUUCUCGUGUACGUAGACGACUUGGUCUUUGCUACUGCUGACACUGAGGCACUCGCCCACGUGAAGUCGGAGCUGCAGAAGAGACACACGUGCACAGACCUGGCCAUGGCUGCCCAGGAGCUUCGCUGGCUCACCUACCUGCUGACCGACCUGGGAGAGCGGCCUCGUUCUCCUCCAGUGCUGUACGUCGACAACAAGGCCGCCCUUUCCUUGUGUCAGGAGCACAGACUGGAGCACAGAACGAAGCACAUCGCUCUGCGCUACUUCCUUGCUCGAGAGCUGCAGCAGCGUGGUCAGCUUCGUCUUUCGUACGUGGCCACUCGGGCCAACACUGCUGAUGUGUUCACCAAGGCGCUUCAGCCUUGUGAUCAUCAGCGUUUCUGUACUGUUCUAGGCCUUGUGCCCACUGUCCCUCACUUGCUCACUUCUUGA